Messenger RNA from Salvia miltiorrhiza (redroot sage), 396 nucleotides. RefSeq lists its product as uncharacterized. The record is from RefSeq and is a predicted model, not a curated record. The coding region runs from base 1 to 225 and encodes 74 amino acids. NCBI's taxonomy places the organism in Eukaryota, Viridiplantae, Streptophyta, Magnoliopsida, Lamiales, Lamiaceae. The transcript has a single exon.
AUGGAUCAUAACGCGAUGAAGAACCAUAGCUUGGACGAGGAUGCGUAUAGAGGCGUGGGAAUCCACAGCCAAGUUACAAAAGUGAAGCGGGAGAUGGAGAAGAUCAACCGGCUGGCGCUGCAGCAGGCGGAGGAGCGCCCGGCCCUCCGCGGGAUCAACCGCCAGCACCACCGCUCCCGCUCGCCGCUAGGUUUAGCCCAGAGGCCAAUUUCUGUUGGCAAUUAGAAUAUCUAUAUAGACUACUACUAUAUGUUUUCGUCUCUCUCUAUAUAUAGAUGCUUAGCUGUAUCUGCUUCAGACAUAACUAGUUUUCUUGUGUCUUCAGCUGUACAUACAUAUUGGUUGUAUAGAAUACACAGAUAGAAAUAGAACCCUUCUUUUCUUUCUCUCUUUAAA